UCUAAGUUUCACAACACGUGAGUUGAAAUCGUCCUUCGGGCGAAAAUUCUUACUUCGGUAUUUCGUCACAUGUCCACAAGACCUGGAGUCUCGUUAAUACGGUGGAUUCUUCACAACACUUCAGUAGAAUCUAUUGUUGGCAAAGCGGGCCCUUUGGAGCUUGACCGACGAAAUCUUGACACCACAAACUCACUGCGACUGCCUAUUGGACCCCUCUUACAAUUCCCGCACAUUCACACAUUGAAACCUCGGUCGUUAACUCUCGGGAAUACACAGUGCAUGAAACUGAACAUAGGAACAACAAGGUUGCAGAUUGGGUCGUUUUGAACGGACGGGAUGUACAGAUCCUAGGUUCUACGCGGAAAUCCAGUACACAUUUGUACGUUAUGAUAUGGAUUUGAAUGUUCCGGGUGAAUACGGGACGCCAUUCCGCCUCAAUUUGAAAAUCUGAUGGAAAAUGCGGGUGUGGAACCGUUGACAGCCUCUUUGUCUGUAGAUCUGUUCUGCUGUCUCCUUCUGCCAGACAUGAUGUGACUGGAGCCGGGAGUUAGACUUUUUCUCGAGGAAAGAUUUCCUCAUCAUGGUGAAGGCCAAGGAGCCGGUUGCAGAACAAUGGUAUCCUAUGAAACUAGGAUCUUCUUGUCAGGACGAUGCGACCACUCGUUUUUAUUCGCUGCGAUACGAGUUCAAACCGGCAUCCAUUGAUAGCACCAGGCCAGGGACUCUUCACAACAGUACCGAGAAUAAAUGUACCGUCGAAUUUUUCAAUAAUCAAGCUGGGAAGCCAAAGGUCGGGUUUCAGGGCAACAGUGAGGAUUGUAAGGAAUUAGAUGCAGUUUUGUUUUUCGAUGGCAAGUCUUUUCGCUUGGAGCGAAUGCACAGAGCAUUCAAAAGUCUCAGACAUAUUAGACAGCCAGGGGAGUCGUCCGCCGCUGCCCAAGGAAUGAAUCUGAAGGACAGUGAACCUGAUGAGGAUGAAAACGGUAACGUCGAAAGGAUAUCUACAUCACAGGUUGCUGAUAAAUCGCUGAAAAAGCCACCUAUGAUCCCAGUUCAGCGUGAGAAGAUAGAGUCAGAGGAGAUAACACCAAUACCAAGCAAACCUGAUCCACCAGCUGGAAAGAAGAAAGCGAAUAAAAAAGUUGCAGAACCGAAAGCUAAGAGCAAGAAGGCAGUCUCACCCGCUGCUGUUCCAGCUUCGCCUGUAGAUAAAAAGAGGGAGCGUGAACCUUCACCCGUCAACAUUGAUAUAGACGAUGAGCAGGAUCACGAAUCCCCGACUAAAAAGGCUACUCCAGAAGAAGACCAAAUUGAAGUGGAGGAGGUGGUAGAAGAGCUGAGCGAAUACGAGGAGGUAGACAUUAGUGAGGAUGAAGAAGAUAAAACCGGAGUUGAUCAAACUGCAGCAACUUUGAGAGCACAAGCAGCAGCAGGGGACGAGAAAGCGAAGCCUAGCUCGAGUUCAAGCAGCAGCGGAAGCGGGAGUUCUGGAAGCGGUAGUGGCAGUAGUAGCAGUGACAGUGGGAGCGAUGAAGAAGACUCUGCUAGCUCUGCGGAUGAUGGAGAUGAUAUAUAGCUGUCAACAUCUACCUGCAGUUUUGGUAGGUACAAAAAAGUUGAGCUGGUUUGGAACAGCUCAGCUCAGGUUCUCUCCACAUUGUCGUACAUUUUAUACUUCUCAGUCAAUUUCAUCAUCUACAUAAUCAAAUUCUUCCCAUGAAGAUCACAAGGACCGUACGAGCAUGUCCAUCAGUCACGGUUUCACAAGUCACUCUCAAGCACUAUCUCAAGCACUCAAGCAACAACUGGGUCAAGGGCAUUUGACUUGUAAAACCACGAUUUUUGAGAACUAUAUUAGAGUUGCUUUCCAACUCUCUGGUGCCUGUAUUCCACCAGGUUUCUUACCUGACAUUCCCUCUGUCACCGGUUUGGAAUCAAUACUUCUUUCAGUCAAAUUUCUCAGUUUUGAACAAAGCCACAAUUUCACAACGAUCUGUCUCAGCUUGUGGAACCUGUGUAACAGGCUGUCUUUGCCUAAGUAUAAUC
Messenger RNA from Marchantia polymorpha subsp. ruderalis, 2046 nucleotides. Lineage: Eukaryota; Viridiplantae; Streptophyta; Marchantiopsida; Marchantiales; Marchantiaceae. The record is from the annotation of a GenBank genome assembly.